Molecule: messenger RNA, 5131 nt
Organism: Girardinichthys multiradiatus
Lineage: Eukaryota; Metazoa; Chordata; Actinopteri; Cyprinodontiformes; Goodeidae
Gene: pds5b
Product: PDS5 cohesin associated factor B
Exons: 35
Coding region: 158-4381 (1407 amino acids)
Biological process (GO): DNA repair; mitotic sister chromatid cohesion
Cellular component (GO): nucleus; chromatin
Molecular function (GO): DNA binding
Source: RefSeq, a predicted model, not a curated record
CUUUAGGUGGCGCUACUCGCUCACCAAUAGUUUGCACCCAUGGGCACUGAAUCGAUGCAUAUUGGCGCCAUUUUGGAGCUAGGAGGGGGAAGAGAGCUGCAGAGGAGAAUACGAUUUAUCACAAUUCACCCUAACAGGCAGUGAAGAGCUAAAGAGGAUGGCUCACUCUAAAGCUCGAGCCACAGAUGGGAAGGUGACCUACCCCCCGGGGGUCAAAGAGAUUUCUGACAAAAUAUCCAAAGAGGAAAUGGUCCGCAGGCUCAAGAUGGUUGUGAAGACCUUCAUGGACAUGGACCAAGACUCUGAGGAAGAAAAGGAGCUUUAUCUGAACUUGGCCCUUCACCUGGCCUCGGACUUCUUUCUCAAACACCCAGACAAAGAUGUGCGGCUGCUGGUGGCGUGCUGUCUUGCAGAUAUAUUCAGGAUUUAUGCUCCAGAAGCACCCUACACCUCUCCAGAUAAGCUCAAGGACAUUUUUAUGUUCAUAACACGACAACUCAAAGGACUGGAGGACACGAAAAGCGCUCAGUUCAACAGAUACUUCUACUUGCUGGAGAACAUAGCUUGGGUGAAAUCUUACAACAUUUGCUUCGAGCUUGAAGACAGCAAUGAAAUAUUCACCCAGCUUUACAGAACACUCUUCCAGGUCAUAAACAACGGGCACAACCAGAAAGUGCACAUGCACAUGGUGGACCUGAUGAGUUCCAUCAUCUGCGAGGGCGAUACGGUAUCACAGGAGCUGUUGGAUACCGUUUUGGUCAACCUGGUGCCGGCGCACAAGAAUUUAAAUAAACAGGCCUAUGACCUGGCCAAAGCUCUGCUGAAGAGGACCGCUCAAGCCAUUGAACCUUACAUCACCAAUUUCUUCAACCAGGUUCUGAUGCUGGGAAAGACCUCGGUCAGUGAUCUGUCUGAACACGUGUUUGAUCUCAUCUUGGAACUUUACAACAUAGACAGCCAUCUUCUUCUCUCUGUGCUGCCUCAGCUAGAGUUUAAACUCAAGAGUAAUGACAACGAUGAGAGACUGCAGGUGGUGAAGCUGCUUGCAAAGAUGUUUGGAGCCAAGGACUCGGAGCUGGCGGCACAAAACAAACCGCUCUGGCAGUGUUACCUGGGCAGGUUUAAUGACAUCCACGUUCCUAUCAGACUGGAGUGUGUGAAGUUUGCGAGUCACUGUCUCAUGAACCACCCAGACCUGGCCAAAGACCUCACAGAAUAUUUGAGGGUCAGAUCACAUGACCCCGAGGAGGCCAUCCGCCAUGACGUCAUCGUCUCUAUAGUAACUGCGGCUAAGAAAGACCUGUCCCUUGUCAAUGAUGCGUUAUUAAAUAUUGUAAAGGAGAGAACCUUGGACAAGAGAUGGCGUGUUCGUAAGGAAGCCAUGAUGGGCCUAGCAUCUAUUUACAGGAAGUACUCGCUACAAGGAGAGGGUGGGCGGGAAGCCUCUAAGCAGAUAUCCUGGAUUAAAGACAAACUGCUCCAUAUCUACUACCAGAACAGCAUUGAUGACAGGUUGCUGGUGGAACGGGUUUUUGCCCAGUAUAUGGUUCCUUUCAACCUGGAAACCACUGAGAGAAUGAAGUGUCUCUACUACCUUUAUGCUACAUUAGACACCAAUGCUGUCAAAGCUUUAAAUGAGAUGUGGAAGUGCCAGAACAUGCUAAGAAAUCAUGUCAAAGACUUGCUGGACCUGAUCAAAAAGCCCAAGUCGGAAGCAUCCAGUAAGGCUGUAUUUGCCAAAGUCAUGGUGAUCACAAGAAACCUUCCAGACCCGGGCAAAGCGCAGGACUUUGUGAAGAAGCUGGCUCAGGUCCUGGAGGAUGACGAGCGGAUAAGGGAUCAGUUGGAAACCUUGGUCAGCCCCACCUGCUCCUGCAAGCAGGCUGAAGUCUGUGUGCGAGACAUCACUAAAAAGCUUGGUAGCCCCAAGCAACCCAGCAAUCCGUUCCUGGAAAUGGUGAAAUUCCUGUUGGAGCGGAUUGCUCCGGUACACAUCGACACGGAGUCCAUCAGUGCUUUAAUAAAACAGGUGAACAAAUCUAUAGAUGGGACGGCUGACGACGAGGAGGAGGGUGUUCCUACUGACGAGGCCAUUAGGGCCGGACUGGAGCUGCUGAAGGUGUUGUCCUUCACACACCCAGUGUCAUUCCACUCUGCAGAGACGUUCGAGUCUUUGUUGGGCUGUCUGAAGAUGGAUGAUGAAAAAGUGGCAGAAGCUGCCCUGCAGAUCUUCAAGAACACAGGCAACAAAAUGGAAGAGAGUUUCCCUCACAUCAAAUCUGUUUUGCUGCCGGUACUGCAAGCCAAAGCUAAGAGGGGCCCCCCUCGCCAGGCCAAGUAUGCCAUCCAUUGCAUCAAUGCGAUGUUCAGCAACAGGGACACACACUUUGCCCAAAUUUUUGAGCCUCUGCACAAAAGUCUGGACCCUGCUAACCUGGAGCAGCUCAUCACUCCUUUGACCACUCUGGGUCAUCUGGCCCAGCUGGCCCCAGAACAAUUUGCUGCACCGCUAAAAUCUCUAGUAGCUAACUUCAUUGUGAAGGAUCUGCUCAUGAACGACAGGAUCCCAGGCAAGAAAACAACCAAACUUUGGGUUUCUGAUGACGAAGUGUCCCCAGAGACGAUGGCUAAGAUCCAGGGCAUAAAGCUGAUGGUGAGAUGGCUACUGGGAGUGAAGAACAACCAGAGCAAAUCAGGCAACUCCACCCUGAGGAUGCUGACAGCUAUUCUGCACAGCGAUGGAGAUCUAACUGAGCAGGGUAGGAUGGGUAAACCAGACAUGUCGCGGCUGCGGCUGGCGGCAGCGUGUGCUCUGCUGAAACUGGCACAGGAGCCCUGCUAUCACGAAAUCAUCACCCUGGAGCAGUAUCAGCUCUGUGCUCUCGUUAUCAAUGACGAGUGCUACCAGGUGCGACAGUGUUUUGCCCAGAAGCUUCAUCGGGGCCUCUGUCGCCUCCGUCUGCCUCUGGAGUACAUGGCCGUGUUCGCUUUGUGUGCCAAGGACCCCGUCAAGGAGAGGAGAGCUCACGCUCGCCAGUGCCUGGUGAAAAAUGUCAACAUAAGACGAGAGUAUCUGAAACAGCACGCGGCCAUCAGUGACAAGUUGUUGUCUCUUCUACCUGAGUAUGUGGUGCCCUACACCAUCCACCUUCUGGCCCAUGACCCAGAUUAUGUGAAAGUGCAGGACAUCGAGCAGCUGAAAGAAAUCAAAGAAGCUUUGUGGUUCGUCCUUGAAAUUAUCAUGGCCAAGAAUGAGAACAACAGCCACGCAUUCAUCAGGAAAAUGGUGGAAAAUAUCAAGCAAACAAAAGACGCCCAAGCCCCUAAUGAUCCUAAAACUAAUGAGAAACUCUACACCGUCUGUGACGUAGCCAUGCACAUCAUCAUGUCAAAGAGCACCACCUACAGCCUGGAGUCUCCCAAAGACCCUGUGCUGCCUUCAUGCUUCUUCACCAAACCAGACAAGAAUUUUAGCAACACUAAAAAUUACCUUCCUCAAGAGAUGAAAGCAUUCUUCACACCAGGAAAACCCAAGUCGGCGAAUGUUUUGGGUGCAGUAAACAAGCCGCUCUCAUCGGCGGGUAAACAGCUCCAGAGCAAAGCCUCUCGUAUGGAAACGACCAGCAACCACGACUCCUCGCCCAAUCCGAGCUCCCCGCAGCGCAGCAAAACCAGGCAUGACAGCACAGAAAUGGAUCAUAGUGAAAACGAAGACUUCAGCCUGAAGAUAUCAGACAGUGUUGACAAGGAAAUAGAGAAGCCCCGCGGCCGUAAACGCGGUGUGGCAUCCAGUGACGACCAGGAGAGCAAGCCAAAGCGCGGACGCAAGAGGACGUCUGCCAACACCACCACAGCAGCUGAGUCAGAGGACCAGUGGGAUGAGGACAACCGGCCAGAGGACGAACAGAACAGCCCACCUAAAAAAGGACGCAGGGGGCGACCCCCUAAGUCCGCCACUUCCAACCAGGAAACGCCUGCAAAGGGGAGGCGGGGCCGAAAAAAGGCAGCACCUCCGCCAGAGGAAGAUGACGAAGAGAACGAGGAGGAGGAAGAAGAGGAGAGGGUGGAUGAGGAGGACGAGGAUGAUGGGGAUGACAAGAGUAGUGAAAACAUGGAAGUGAAACCUAAGGGAGGAAGGCAAGUCAGGACGCCACGAAGGACACAAGGCUCAGAGUCUGCAGAGUCCACGCCACAGAAGAGGAGAGGACGUCCGCCUAAAUCAGCUCAGCCAGCAGCAAAGAAACCAACGCGUGGAGGGCGAUCGAAAGCUGUCGCUGCUAAAGAUGACUCCGAGGAAGAAGAGGAGGAGGAGGAGGAGGAAGAGCAGGACGAUGAGCCAGCACCAAGGGGUCGCAAAAAAACAGCUGGGCGAAGAAGAUGAGCUGUAGUGGGGGGAUAAAAGACAACAUGUCUGAUGAAGUCAAGGAGGAAAGACCAUGUGGACAUUAAACUUUUUAAACUUUUCAUAUGCUGACGCUCCUACUGUUACACCCGUGUACGCUCUUGCAUAUACCACAUGCACACUACAUCAGAACAUCUGCAUCGUCAGCUGUGGAUCGUUGCUUCGUGUCGCAUUGUGAUGAUGUUUGCCACAUUAGGUAGAAAUAAUUUUAACAGGAAAACAACAAAAAAAUCACUCUUGUAAAUAGUUUUCUGUCUGUUUCAUGUUCUGCUGUUGUGUUUGAUGCUGACUGGGGGGAUGCUGUCAAGGCUUUUCCCGCUAUUAUUAAAAUGUUUCCAUUAAAACAAUAUUAUCAAACUUCCCAAUGUUCCUGCUCUUUAAAAAGAAAAAAAAAUCUGAGUUUACCCCUCGACCUUUUUGUGACGGUAUUUGUCAUUUUACUGUUAAUGAAAAUGUUUUUGUUUACAGCUAUGUAUAUUAAUACUUUUUUUUUUCUUUUUUUUUUACCAUGGAUAAAAUACUUUAAAAAAUGAUCCAAAUGUAGAGUUGCUUCUGGAUGUUAAUGUAGUGUUUAAUUUUUAGAUUUGUUCUCACUGCUAGAAGGAAGUCCUGAGCAGCCGUGGUUGUCGUGUUCGUCACUGCUGAUUUCACUUGGCUUCACAUCCACCCAGUCACAUCCUCCGUUGUAUCAAUAUGAUUCUCUAUAAAACCUGAAAUGUUUGAAUUGUU